This is a messenger RNA of Sphenostylis stenocarpa, 1623 nucleotides long. The record is from the annotation of a GenBank genome assembly. Lineage: Eukaryota; Viridiplantae; Streptophyta; Magnoliopsida; Fabales; Fabaceae.
AUGCACAAACACUUUUUAAUUUCGGAUAUGGCAAUGUUUGUUCUCUAUGCAGCCAUAUCAGCAACAUUUCUCUGCUCCCUAUACUUCUUCAGAAGCAGAAGAUGUUGCAUACACCCGAUAUUGAGGGAUUAUCCCAUCCUUGGCAUGUUACCACCAGUGAUCUUCAACCUGUGGAGGAUCCAUGAUUUUAUCACUGAGAUUCUGAAACUACGUGGUGGCACUGGGGAGUUCAAAGGGCCAUGGUUCGCCAAUAUGAACUAUUUGGUCACUUGUGACUCCCUUAACGUGCAACACAUGUUGUGCAAGCGUUUCGACAACUACAUCAAGGGACCAGAGUUUCGUGAGAUUUUCGAACCCUUUGGAGAUGGGGUUGUCACUGCUGAUUCAGAAACGUGGAAGUACUUCAGAACCAUUCUCCAUUCUUUGAUCAAACAAAAAAGGUUUGAAUCGCUUGUCGACCAAACCGUUCAGAAGAAGGUGCAUACAAGUUUGCUUCCGAUUUUGGAUCAUGCGCAACAACAAAGAAGAGUAGUGGAUCUUCAGGAUAUCUUCAAUCGAUUCACAUUCGAUAACAUAUGCUCCACAAUUGUAGGACAUGACCCUAAGUGUCUUUCCAUUGACUUUCCAGAAGUUGCAAUCGAAAAGGCUUUUAAUGAAUCUGAAGAGUCCAUAUUCUACAGACACGUAGUGCCAAAAACUGUUUGGAAGUUCCAAAAAUGGCUCCAAAUUGGUCAAGAGAAGAAGAUGACAAAAGCAUGCAGAACGUUUGAUGAGUACAUAUAUUCAUGCAUAGCGUCCAAGCGAGAAGAGUUAAGCAAGUGCACCAGAGAAGAAAUGGAUGAAGCUCCAUUUGACUUGCUAACUGCUUUGAUCAUAGAAGAGAGAGGACGCGUGCACGAUGAUAAGUUUCUAAGAGAUGCUGCGUUUAAUUUCUUUGUAGCAGGGAGAGAAACCAUGACUUCAGCUCUUACCUGGUUCUUUUGGCUUAUUGCUCAACACCCUCUAGUGGAAGCCAAGAUUCUUGCAGAGAUCAAAGAUACUUUGAAGGUAAAUGAAAAGAAAAAUUAUUACAUGGCCCAUGAUGUUGACCGAAACGACCAUCAUUGUCUUGAUGAGGAUCAUGAUCUCAACCAUUCUCUAACCGAGAGUGUUUUGAGCAUGGAGGAAGUGAAAAAGCUAGUUUAUCUGCAUGGUGCUUUGUGUGAAGUUCUGAGACUUUUUCCUCCUGUACCUAUUGAACGCAAGCAAGCAAUUGAAGCUGACACGCUUCCAAGUGGCCAUAGAGUUAACGCCAAUACAAUGAUAAUGUUUUCCUUGUAUGCAAUGGGGAGGAGUGAAGAGAUAUGGGGAAAAGAUUACUUGGAGUUCAAGCCUGAGAGAUGGAUAUCCGAGAGAGGAGAAAUUGCCUAUGCACCAGCUUACAAAUUCAUUGCUUUUAAUGCAGGACCAAGAAUCUGUUUGGGAAAAGACUUGGCCUUUGUUCAAAUGAAGAUGGUGGUUGCUUCUAUUUUGUGCAAGUACCGUUUCCAAGUUGUGGAAGAUCAUGUUGCCACUCCAGGCCAUUCGAUCAUCCUUCUCAUGAAGAAUGGUUUGAAGGCUAAGAUACUGAAAAGACAAGUUUGA